Molecule: messenger RNA, 2392 nt
Organism: Drosophila ficusphila
Lineage: Eukaryota; Metazoa; Arthropoda; Insecta; Diptera; Drosophilidae
Gene: Hgsnat
Product: heparan-alpha-glucosaminide N-acetyltransferase
Exons: 6
Coding region: 315-2045 (576 amino acids)
Source: RefSeq, a predicted model, not a curated record
GUUUGUUGUCGCCUUGUUCGUUGUUGUUGCCUCUGAUUGUUGCUAUUGUUAUUGCCACUUGCGAUUUUGUUUUUAUUGCGCACUCGAAAUUGUUUUGUUAUUCACUAGUCAAGAUACAAAAAAGCGCUUGAGAUGGUGAAAAAUCCAGCGCAUUUACGUUUAGUUUAAGUUAGUCGCUCGUCUUGUGUGUGUGUAACGUAAAUAAUUAGUGCAGUUUGGCAAUUGCAACUGCAUCUUUUGACAAAUGUGAAGAAAGGCGCAUCAAAAGAACUGCAAAGACUGCAAAAUAGUGCAUAAAUAAUAUUUUAAGAACGAUGUCACUUUUUGUGGAGUACACGGAACCGAAAUGGCGGGAUUUGAAUAUGCGCGCAUUGUCAGUCGACGAGUUUUACCUGUACCUGCGAUCGCAGUUCGCUGAAAAGACCUACCUGUACACACUUUCUGAUGAGUGCUAUACGUGCCCAUACACCAAAGUGAAAGCUCUGCCCGCUGCCGACGUCGCUGCCGGCGUCGAUGAACCGUUACGUUUGAGUUCGGCAUUUGGGCUGAAUUUCAAAAUAUAUGAAUACGAUCAGGGUCACUAUGCCUACGAUAAUGUCUCCUCACUUUGUUGGCUACGUCGCACCGAUCUGCAGGAAUUCGGCGUCUAUAACCUGACCCUCGAAGCGAAUGGGACCUGUGCCUUCGAAGUGGACAAGCCGGGCGUUCCAAUUAAUUACGCUUUUCUUGCCGUUUUCGUGCUGGUUGCCGCCCUGCUAAUCACCCUGAAAGUUGUGAGUUGCCUCUGGCGUUGUUAUCGCUACGAUGAGGCCACUGCCGCCGCCGACAGCAUCGGAGAGGCCGCCACAAAGGCCACCCAGAGGAAGCGCCUGCGCAGCCUGGACACCUUCCGCGGCCUCUCCAUCGUUCUGAUGAUCUUCGUAAACAGUGGCGGCGGCGGCUACACCUGGAUAGAGCAUGCGGCCUGGAACGGCUUGCACCUGGCCGACGUGGUCUUCCCCUCGUUUCUCUGGAUCAUGGGCGUUUGCAUACCGCUCUCGGUCAAGUCACAACUCUCACGGGGCAGCAGCAAGGCCAGGAUUUGCCUGAGAAUCCUUUGGCGAUCCAUUAAGCUCUUUGCCAUCGGCCUGUGCCUCAAUUCGAUGAGUGGAACGAAUCUGGAGCAGCUGCGUCUCAUGGGUGUCCUGCAGCGUUUUGGAGUGGCGUUCCUUGUGGUCGGGGUGCUUCAUACUUUGUGCAGUCGCCGGGAUCCCAUAAGUCCGCAACGAUCAUGGCAGCGGGCCGUCCAUGAUGUGUGUCUCUUUAGCGGAGAACUGGCGAUAUUGCUCGCUCUGGUGGCCACCUAUUUGGGUCUUACCUUUGGCCUGCGAGUGCCAGGAUGUCCGCGAGGCUAUCUGGGACCAGGUGGCAAACACGAUUAUAAUGCCCAUCCGAAUUGCAUUGGCGGAGCUGCAGGCUAUGUGGAUCUUCGGGUUCUGGGCAAUGCGCACAUCUACCAACAUCCCACUGCAAAAUACGUCUACGAUUCCACUGCCUUCGAUCCAGAGGGCAUAUUUGGCUGCAUUUUAAGCGUGGUUCAGGUGCUCCUUGGUGCCUUUGCUGGCGUCACCCUGCUGGUUCAUCCCACCUGGCAGUCGAGAAUCCGUCGCUGGCUGCUGCUAGCCUUCCUGUUGGGCAUUGUUGGUGGCGCCUUGUGCGGAUUCUCGCGUGAGGGCGGCGCCAUUCCGGUGAACAAGAACCUCUGGUCGCUGUCCUUUGUCUGCGUCACUGUGAGCCUGGCUCUGGUGAUCCUUUCGCUGCUCUACUACUUCAUCGACGUGCGGGAGACAUGGAACUGGUCGGGCUAUCCGUUCACCGAGUGCGGCAUGAACGCCAUCGUGAUGUACGUGGGACAUUCCGUGCUGCACAAAAUGCUGCCCUGGCACUGGAGGAUCGGGGAGAUGAACACGCACUUCAUGCUCCUGCUGGAGGCCACAUGGAACACCCUCGUCUGGGUGGGCAUCGCCCUGUACCUGGACGCCCAGGAGUUCUACUACAGCCUGUAGGAGUGCAGCAAUAUCCACGUGCACAAUUCAAUUGCCAAAUACGUUAGUUUUUUGUACAUAGUGAUUUUUACGGGAUAUUUUGUUAACAAGCUCAAAGUCCAGGAUAAAUGUUUAGUAUUUUUAACAUAAUUCCGAAUUUUUUACGUUGUAAGAAAGCAAAUUAAGAUCAAUAAAAGUAAACGAUCUAUUAGACUCCAAAUAAAAGUUAUCUUUCUAUAAAUUAAUUGCAUUGCAUCAGAAAUCUAUUAUUAUUUAACGAAGUUUCAACCACCAGUCAUAAGAAAAACAUGGUUUUUAUUCAAGUAUUUUAUUUGUAUUUAAAUAAAAAAACAUUUUCUUGUAACACA